Messenger RNA from Panicum hallii, 819 nucleotides. Its product is annotated as enhancer of rudimentary homolog. The transcript is spliced from 5 exons. The record is from RefSeq and is a predicted model, not a curated record. Bases 282 to 593 code for a protein of 103 amino acids. Lineage: Eukaryota; Viridiplantae; Streptophyta; Magnoliopsida; Poales; Poaceae.
ACCUUUCAUCCGCUUGGCGGCGCAUUUGCAUCUCUCUUUCUGCGUUGCUCGUACGCAACCUUCCCCUUCCCCGGUCGGCCAGACGGCCAGUCCCCCUUCGCCCGACCGGCCAAACCCACCAAUCCCUGUUCAACAUUCUACCAGCUGUUGCGGGCGGGGAGAUCGGCAGCAUUCGUGCUCCUUGCGGGCUGCCUGCAAAUUUGCUUCCUAGGGUUUGGUCGGUGGACUGUCGGCUCCGCAGGAUCCCCGAAUUGCAUCCGCCUGCUUCCGCGCCGAGGGCAAUGGCGGGAAGGCAUACCAUCAUUCUCAUGCAACCAUCGCUGAACAGAGCUACGAGGACAUUUAUGGACUUUGAUUCAGUUAACCACGCACUGGAUGGAAUCUGUGGUCUCUAUGAAAGGAAAAUAAGGAACAUCAACCCGAUGGUGAGGAACUUGACUUAUGACAUCAGCGACCUGUACAAUUUCAUCGAUGGCCUGACCGACAUAAGUGCACUGGUGUACGACGAUUCCCUUCACGCCUUCCUACCAUAUGACCGCCAGUGGAUAAAACAGAAGCUGUUUCAGCACCUGAAGAGGCUAGCGGAGCAGUAGAGCAUGGUCGCUGCUGGUUUUCGGCACGCCCGUGUCGAGGAUGAACGUGCCCAGCUGCCGGUUCAGGCUGGUUCGAAGUUCCUGGCAUGUUGUGUAAAGGUCUAUCUGGUGCCCUGGCGGUGUAGUGUUUGACGUGAACCAUGUGGUUUGCAUGGCGGUCACGCGUUGUAUUGUGAACGGCUGAACAAUGCAGCUUCCAGAUGACCGUCUCGUUAUUUCUCAGUUC